This is a messenger RNA of Phlebotomus papatasi, 2428 nucleotides long. RefSeq names its product carotenoid isomerooxygenase (gene ninaB). The record is from RefSeq and is a predicted model, not a curated record. Gene Ontology annotation, biological process: carotene catabolic process; retinal metabolic process. The transcript has 3 exons. Bases 93 to 1778 code for a protein of 561 amino acids. Gene Ontology annotation, molecular function: carotenoid dioxygenase activity; beta-carotene 15,15'-dioxygenase activity. NCBI's taxonomy places the organism in Eukaryota, Metazoa, Arthropoda, Insecta, Diptera, Psychodidae.
UUGAAGCUCUCUUGGAAUCUGAUUCACAGAAUAUCUUUCAUAGUGAUCACUGCUGCCAAGCUCACUAGUUGGUUAAACUUAUUUAAAAAAAGAUGAUAAAGAAACUCAUUUGGGAUAAGAAGGAUAUUGAGGGCCGUCAACCGGUUAAAGGUGGUGAGAAACUCUACCCAAAUUGCGAUGCUAGCGUUUGGACGCGAUCUUGUGAGAAGGAGAUCUUGCAGCCAAUUGAUGGGAAAAUCACAGGAUCAAUUCCCAAAUGGAUUCGUGGAAGUCUAUUGCGCAAUGGUCCAGGAAACCUAAAAUUCGGCUCCAGCACAUUUGAACACCUCUUUGAUUCGUCCGCCUUAUUGCAUCGCUUUGCCAUCCAGGAUGGUACCGUAACGUACCAAUGUCGUUUCAUCGAAACUAAUGUUUUCAACAAAAAUCGUGCAGCUCAGAGAAUUGUAGUUACGGAAUUUGGUACAAGAGCUGUUCCUGAUCCUUGCCAGUCAAUCUUUACACGCGUUGCUUCGAUCUUUCAUCCCGGAGAGAUUGGAUCGGACAACGCAAUGAUUACGGUCUAUCCAUUUGGAGAUCAGAUGUUCGCAUUCGCUGAGACUCCUGUAAUGUUCAGAUUUGACGUAGAGAGCCUUGCUACUGUGGAAAGAGUUAAUCUUUUCGAUAGGAUAGGGAUUGUCCAUCACUCAUCUCAUCCUCACAUUAUGCCGGACGGAAGAGUUUUUAACCUGGGACUUUGUGUUACUGGAAUGGGUCCAAAGUACAGUAUACUUGAAUUUCCUGAAGGCGAAAAGCAGUGGGAGAAACCAAAGAUCGUUGCAACUCAACCAACAAGGUGGAAGUUACAUCCUGGAUAUAUGCACACUUUUGGGAUCACAGAGAACUUCUUCGUCCUAGUGGAACAGCCACUUAGCGUAUCAGUUAGGAAUAUGUUAGUAGCUCAUGUUAAAAAUGAACCUAUGAUUGCUUCCUUCAAGUGGUUCGAAGACCACAACACCCACAUCUAUCUUUUAGAUAGAGAAACAGGAUCUCUCAAACAUACUUUCUAUACCGAUGCCUUCUUUUUCCUCCAUGUGAUUAACUCAUUUGAAAAACAUGAUCAUCUCGUUCUGGAUAUUUGCUGCUACAAUGAUCCGAAGAUGUUGGAUUGUAUGUAUAUUGAAAGCCUAAAACAGAUGCAAAGUAAUCCGGACUAUGCUAAGAUGUUUAGGGGACGCCCAUUGAGAUUUGCACUACCGCUAAAUACUUCCAGGAUCCCCUCUCUAGGAUUACUAAACAAAGUUUUCAGAAGAAGUGGUCAGAAAAGCGAAAAAGAAAAUCUUGUCACUUUGCAAACCACUCAAGCAAAGGCUUACUUCAAAGAAAAUAACAUGAUAUUUUGUGUUCCUGAACUCCUAUGUGAUUUGGGAUGUGAAACUCCAAGGAUCAAUUAUGAAAAGAAUAGUAGGAAGGAGUAUAGAUACUUCUACGCAAUUAGUUCAGAUGUUGAUGCGAACAAUCCGGGAACUAUCAUUAAAGUUGAUGUGAUCAACAAAACUCGGAUCACUUGGUGUGAGGAAAACUGUUAUCCAAGUGAACCUGUUUUUGUGGAAGCACCAAAUGCAACGUCUGAGGAUGACGGUGUAAUUCUUGCCAGCCUAGUUUGGGGUCAAGGGGAUGAAAAUCAUGUAGGACUCAUUGUUUUAUGUGCUAAAACGUUUACAGAACUAGGACGCUCGGAGUUCCUUACUCCAAGUCCGGUACCGAAGUGUCUUCAUGGAUGGUUCGCUUCGAAAAAGUAAUGCAAUGUUAAAUAGACAUAAAGAAUUGAUUUCUUACAUGCUUUUAAAUUUUCUUUAAAUGGAUUUUUAAUUAGUUAAGCUUCUGCGUGAUAAGAAAUUUGUUAGAUAUUGCGCUCUUAUAUAAAUAAAAAAAUUUAUAUGCUUGAUUUAUAAAUCCGUAGUGCGUUGUCAGGAAAAGUUUAAAAAUGAAGAGUAUCACAGUCUUGUUUAUUGUUAUUCCCUGUAUAUUGGGUCAGAUAUCUGGGGAAGACACAAAAUUCGGCCAAUACUGGAUAUAUAAUUUAUCUGUAAAUUCUACUAAUGUUCUUAGCAUUAUGAAGGAUUUCAAAAUGGACAGUGAUGGUGAUAUUUUCUUAUCGAGAACCGACAACAUUAAAGAAACUGAAGUUGUAGUAGCUUCUCAUAAAUUGGUUGAUUUUGAGAGUAUCUUGCUGAGGAAUGGCAUCAAGUUCAAGAUAGUGAAAAAGAGUAUCCAGCAACUGAACCAGGGAAAAAGAUCUUCUAUGUUAGGUUUCAUAAGACAAUAGUUGAAAAUUAAAAACAAAGGCCUCUGAAUUGCCUUAUUUAGGAGACUUGUAUAUUAAAAUUUAGAGGGCUUGUCACUGGAGACUGUUGAGAAAAAUAAAAAGCUGUUUAUGCUGAUUAGAUAA